GGACGGGACGGAGCGGACCGGCGGAGCCGGGCGGACCGGCCGCGCAGUCAUGGAGCCCUGGACCGCGGAACCCCGAGGUCCGGCGCCCGACUACUACUACGAUUACUACAACGGCAGCGGCGGCGGGGCGUGCGGCGGCGGCGACGACGAGGCGGAGGACUGGGAGCUGUCCUACUCGCUGCUGCCCGUGCUCUACAUGCUGGUGUUCGUGCUCGGCCUGUCGGGCAACGGCGUGGUGAUCGUGACGGUGUGGCGGGCCCCCGGGGGCGCGGGCGCGGCCAAGCGGCGCGCCUCGGACGCCUACAUCGGCCACCUGGCGCUGGCCGACCUGGCCUUCGUGGUGACGCUGCCUCUGUGGGCCGCCUACACGGCGCUGCGCUUCCACUGGCCCUUCGGGGCCGCGCUGUGCAAGCUCAGCAGCUACUUGGUGCUGCUCAACAUGUUCGCCAGCGCCUUCUGCCUCACCGGCCUCAGCUUCGAGCGCUACCUGGCCGUGGGCCGCUCGCUGGGCCGCCGGGCCGGUCCUGCCCCGCAGCGCGCCCGGCCCGGGGCGGCCGCCGCGCUGGCCGCGCUCUGGCUGCUGGCCGCGGUGCUGGCGCUGCCCGCGCUGCUGCUGCGGGACACGCGAGCGCGGCCGCCCGCCAACCUCACGGUGUGCGACAUGGACUUCAGCGGCGUGGCGGCCGCGCCCGAGCACGAGGCCUACUGGCUGGGCGGCCUGAGCCUGGCCACCACGCUGCUGGGCUUCGCGCUGCCCGCGGGGCUCAUGGGCGUCUUCUACUGCUGCAUCGGCUGCGCCGUGAGCCGUCACUUCGGGGCCGUGGGCCGCGCGCGGGGGGCUGCGGGCGCGGAGCGGGCCAUGCCACGGGGCCGGGGCCAGCGGCGGCGCCUGCUGCGCCUGCUGGCCGCUCUGGUGGCCGUGUUCGCGCUCUGCUGGCUGCCCUUCCACGUCCUCAAGAGCCUCUACGUGCUGAGCUGGCUGGGGCUGCUGGGGCUGCCCUGCGCCGUGCAGGCUCUGAUCGUGCGCCUGCACCCCUAUGCUACCUGCCUGGCCUACGUGAACAGCUGCCUCAACCCGAUCCUCUACGCCUUCCUGGACCGCCGCUUCCGCGCCCAGUGCCGCCGACGCCUGCCGCUGUGCCGCUGCUGCCUGCUGCGGCCGCUGCUGCCCGGCUGUCCCGGGCGCCGCGCCUGCCUCGCCGCAUCUGGGCCCCAGCCCGAGGAGCCCGCGGCGCCCGCCUCGUCCAGCGCCAGCGGAGCCAGCAGCCCCACGCAGCGCUCCGAGCUGGCGUCGCUGGCCACCAAGGUGUGACGGCACGGGCGGUGCGUGGACAGAGACCUCUUACCUGGCUGGCCCGCGCUCUGCUGGCACCCGGGGAUCUGGGCAGAGGGAGGGGGGACACCGGGGACCAGACCAAGCUGUUUGUGUGUUUGAGUGUGGGUGCCCGGAGUCCAAUAAAACCCUCGGCAGGAAAGGCAA
Molecule: messenger RNA, 1480 nt
Organism: Trichosurus vulpecula (common brushtail)
Lineage: Eukaryota; Metazoa; Chordata; Mammalia; Diprotodontia; Phalangeridae
Product: apelin receptor-like
Exons: 1
Coding region: 50-1312 (420 amino acids)
Biological process (GO): immune response; G protein-coupled receptor signaling pathway
Cellular component (GO): membrane
Molecular function (GO): G protein-coupled receptor activity
Source: RefSeq, a predicted model, not a curated record